Molecule: messenger RNA, 567 nt
Organism: Vicia faba (fava bean)
Lineage: Eukaryota; Viridiplantae; Streptophyta; Magnoliopsida; Fabales; Fabaceae
Source: the annotation of a GenBank genome assembly
AUGUUGGCACAAACAUGGUACUUUCCUCGAACACCUUGUCGACAUUUUCCGAAUCCACCACCUCUACACCCUCAUUUGCAGUCUCCUACUUCAUCAACAAUCUCAAAUUCUCAUCAGAAUCCGCUCUCAAAGCCUCCAAACUCGUCCAUUUCAAAACCUCCAAAAAACCCGAUUCAGUUCUCAACUUCUUCAGAACCCACAGUUUCACCGGUUCAGAUAUACACAAAAUCAUCCAAAGAUCCCAAAGUUUCAAUUUUUACCCUCUCCUCUCCGAACUCGAACGCAACCGCGAAGACAAAUAAUGGGAGCAACAACACAUUCAUCAUUCUCGCCCUCAACUCCAUCACCACGACAACACCCAACCAUUCCUUCUUCCGCUGUAACUUCAGAUCAACACCGACUCAGCCACUAUCCACCAUCACGCGCAAACUACAGAUGCAACAUCACCUUACCAGCUACAGCCGAUCGCGUCCCCAUCAUUCCCAGAACCGGCCACCGUCCAAUUCCGCCGCUAUUUCCACCGACACUCCGACCGCGCCACUUAGCCGCGUCACCACUCACCGGUAA